ACCGGCGGCGAUUGAUCGGAGAAAUAGGUUGAUGCGUAAUCUAUUUUCUUCAUUUGAUAGAGGAUGAAGAUAGUUGUCGAAACUUUGGAGGGGACUCGCUUCGAGAUCGAAGUUGAACUCAAGGAUUCGGUUGCUAAAGUGAAGAAGAACAUAGAGGACGUGGUCGGAGAUAGUACAUAUCCUGCUGCACAACAAAUACUUACUCACAAAGGGAAAGUGCUUAGAGAUGAAACAACAAUGGAGGCGAACAAAGUUAUAGAGAAAAGUGUUAUUGCCAUUAUGAUGACCAAGUACCAAUCUUUGCAACCUUUGGUGCAAUCAUCCGCUCUUGAAGUCGACGAGGGUAAAGAUCCAUACAAUGAUCUAUUUGGUGGGUUCGAGCAGUGUACGGAAGAAGACUUCUCAAAUGUCAUGGCAGACCCUAAUCCCAAUUUGAUGGACAUGUCAUUUCUCGAGAACUCGCCGCCUCCUCUGGACUUUUCUACAUUAUCCAUAGAUGUUGACGAAACUAAGUUGUUGUACAAAUUUGAUCUUUCAAUCGCUGAUUACGACAUCAACAACGAUGAAUUGUCUUUUGUGGACGAUGGGUUUACCAUAUCUUGGGACAUGUUCGAACCUUCGAAUGAUGAUGAUCUUAACGAAAACAUCAACAAUGAUGUCCUAGGAGAGAUUGGUAAUGAUAAUGGUAAUAACAAUGUUGGUGAAAUUACAACAUUUGGAGUGAGCACUCGAGUUUUCGGUGAUCCUAAUGGUCCAGACUUUGAAAGUGGUGGUACAUCAACAAUGGAUGUUCUGGUACCGACAUCCUCUGAUGAAAUGCUCGUAUGCUCUUGUUGCAAAAUGCUCCGAGAAUUAGUUCAUAUCAAGGAUGGUGAAAUGAGUACACUGGAAAUCUUUGGAGGGAUUGGUUUCUUUUGCCAUGCGAUAUUGCUGACUCAAUGGUUUGCUUCUGAUUCAACGGAACGUCAAUCUCAAACAUUUCAUCUGAAAGAUUUAACGAUGGAAGAAGUAAAGAGAUUUAUAGAAGACUACUGUUCCGAGAGAGUAGCAAGUGGGUUAUCACUUGUGCAAGACACUAAUGCUACUUUCUAUCAAGCAAUAAGUGCUAACUUCAUCUUUAACCAGUUGCCGCCUAUGUUGACAAUACCAUCACCCACCGAUGUUCCAAUGUUUUUGGUUUCGCCUGAUGAAGCUCUAGAUGUUCCACUUGUGCCGCUACAUGUUGGACCGAGAGAGGAAACCACCACUGGCGUGCCAAAAGAAAGGAAAAAACGAAAAACGCCUCUCGCAACACAGAGAGAAAGGACAAAAAGAUUGACACUGAAGGAUAUCAAUAUGCUUUUUCAUCUCCCAAUCGAAACAGCGGCGAAGCAGAUGAAUCUUUGUCCGACAGUUCUAAAAAAGAUAUGUCGGAAAGGAAGUCUAAUGCGAUGGCCUCACCGUAAGAUAAAAAGUCUCCAUACAAAAAUAACGUCAUUGAAGAGUUUGGUACACACAGCAAAAAAUGAUAAAGUGAAGGCUCGCACCGAAGCGGAGAUUGAGCGACUUCAGAGACGGAUCGAUAAGAUUUGUAGCGACGCACUCAAAAAUAUGAAAUAA
Messenger RNA from Camelina sativa (false flax), 1599 nucleotides. RefSeq lists its product as uncharacterized. NCBI's taxonomy places the organism in Eukaryota, Viridiplantae, Streptophyta, Magnoliopsida, Brassicales, Brassicaceae. The record is from RefSeq and is a predicted model, not a curated record. Gene Ontology annotation, molecular function: DNA-binding transcription factor activity; protein binding.